This is a messenger RNA of Durusdinium trenchii, 498 nucleotides long. Lineage: Eukaryota; Dinophyceae; Suessiales; Symbiodiniaceae. The record is from the annotation of a GenBank genome assembly.
AUGGCCCGACAAAGUGUGCUUCUGCGAUUAUGCUAUGCAAGCUACUUGCUGCUGCCUGCGAUCUUGCAGGGCUGCAAAAGCUCUGAUGAUGGCAAAGGUGGCAAGGCUUCCUGUGGAAAGGAAGACCUGCUGUGCUUGUGCAAGGCGGAUUGCGAAUCAACAUGUCACAAUUUCAACAUUACCAAGAUGGCAGAUGGCACAGAGUGUGCCAAGUGCAUGACUUCAAAAUGUGCAGAGGAGGCCAAGGGACUUUGCCCACAGGACCGAGUCUCGCUUUGUCACAACUGUAUCACGGAUGGUGCUUGGUGCUGGGCCACAACAUGGCCCACUUGUGUGAAGCAGUGCUUGGAAUGGUGGGAUCCAAUUGAAUGCACACAAUGCUGGCUGACGAAUUACACGUCCACCUGUCUCGGAAAAUAUGACCAUUGCUUCGAGUCUCAAAAGCCAAAUCCUUUGCUGGAAUGGUUGUUCAAAGAGAACAGUUUAAAUCUGAGUUGA